GGUGGGUGGGGGCAGGGCGAUCAGGAAGGCAGUGACAGUAAGGGGUACCUGAGGGUUAAUAUUAGGUGGGCAAAUCCAGACUAAACACUGUUAACCUCCCCUCCCCCUUAAAAUGUGUCUGUGGGUGCAGGGUUUAAUGUGAAUUUCUGAGUAUAUUUUCAUUAUGUGGUUUUUACUGUCCUUUUGUUUUCUUGCCUGAUUAUAUUGUUAUUUGUUAUUUUGGCUUGACCCCCCUGCCCCCCACUAUAAAUAAGAAUAGGACAAUCUUGGUUUACGUUAAGAACGUAAAAGGGGGAAAAAAUAAUAUCACAAGACCCCAAAAAUACCCCCUGAGUUGGGCGUGCGGUCACAGCAGGUUGUUUAUAAGAAUUACGCUACGGAUGGAAGUCAUUAAAUUUGGAAAUAUAGUUGAAAAGAAUAACGUAGUUUAGCUGAGGUCAUUUUGGCGCUGUAUCCAGUCACUCUCCGAGUUGCCGUGUCUUUGGGAUGUAUGGUAUGUUCCCAUGGUGUCAAGAAUGUUCGAUUUUUCAACCCUUAGAGCUGUCUGGUGGCUGUUGUAGAUAUAACUUAGUUGACGUGAUCAGCUAUUUAUAUUUUAUUGCUUUUGCAAAAUGGCAGCCAACCAAUGCAUGUCAAAGGGGAAAGCAAAGGCUAAGAGAGCCUGCGAGGAUAAUGCGGCAACCAGGGCUGUCCGGUUUUCUUUUGAAGAGAAUAGUAUACUAAUCGCAAAAGUCUGUGAGUAUUACGAUGAAAUAAUUGGCAUGGCAGCGCCGGAGACUCCCCAGAAGAAGAAGAAUGAGUUGUGGAAAAAGAUCGUGGAUGCAGUUAACACAGUUGGUGGGAAUAAUCGUACAGAACUCGUAGUAAAAAAGAGGUAUUUUGAUGUGAAAAGGCAACUGAAGCGGAAAUUAUGCAAGGCGGCCUCUCAUGUAACUGAGACCGGGGGCGAGAAGUCUGAAGAUGCGGACCUAACCAGUUAUGAAGAAGAACUACUGCAGGUUCUGGUACCCGGAACCGAUAUAGAGGCGAUUGAUGAUACAGACAGUACAACAAGUAUGUUUUAGUUGUAUUGUAAAAACCAAAUGCUUAUAAUUAGCUGUGUUUUUUUUUUUUUUUAAAUGAAGACAUUGCACGUUUCAGAUGUAUGUAUAUAUCUUUGAGUUUUCAGUCGAUCUCCUAUUCAGAACUUUCAUUAAAAUGCUAGUAAUGUCACAGUAUUGUAUAUUCUACAGUUCAGUCUUUCUUACAAAUUAAAGCGUAAUUGUCUUCUUAAAAUUACACGGUAUGGUAUUAUGAAGAACUGAAAAAAAACUAGAUUCUACUAGAAAAUAUGUACAGUAGAUUGUUUAUUAAUAUAGUUAUUUUCCAGUCUUUAUUUUAUUACUGAUUUUAUUACUGAUGCUAAACUAAUCAAAAAUGAGUGCCCUCUUUACAAAUUGCAUAUGCAGCUACACGACCCAAAGUAUUGUGUGAGCAUAGACUCUGAUAAUGCAUUUGGAUUAGGUAGAUGGCACGUAAGUAUAGGGGAAAUUCACAAAGCGCAGAAUUAGUGAGAACUAAAUUCAGAAUCUAGUCCAAAAUAACGUUGAAAAUGAUAUGCUUUUCAAUAUUUGCAAUUUAAUUUUGAGUUCAUUGCCAUUUUUGUUUAAGUGAUAUUCUUGCAAUGUAUUUGCAGAUGGUCUAAUUUACACAAUGUAUAGAUUACAUUCAUAUAGCUUACAAAAAAUGAAGAGAAAGAAUUGGAGAUUGCAAUUACAUCACAUAUGGGAAUAGUGGGAAUGCACCUAUGGUGAAAUCACCAAAAUUCAUUAAAACUUCACUUUUAAUAAGUCAUAGAUAAAAAAAGUCCAACAAUCAGUGAACUUGUAAAUAUAACACAAACUGACCACAAACAGUACUCUUGCAAAACAAAGGCAAUUAGCAUGGUGGUAGUAUAAUAGCUAUAUUCACCCACUAAAUCAAAAUAUAUUGGGGCUAACUCACUAAUGACACACUUAUACUUGUAGAGAAAUAUCAAGAUAGUUUUGUCUGACGCAUCAGAUGACACUAAUAAAUAUAAAUACAAAGGGGUGAUAAGUUAAUCACCCGUGACACUAGCGUAAGGAUAUCGAGGUUACUAAGACUUCUUACCAGUCUAUCUGCAUAAUUUGGUGUAAGUACAGAAAUGUGGUAAACUAUAUAUGUAUGAUUGUUGCAACAUUAUAUAUAUAGUACACGCGUAGCUUGGUAGUUUACCACAUUUCUGUACUUACACUAAAUUAUGCAGAUAGACUGGUAAGAAGUCUUAGUAACCUCAAUAUCCUUACGCUAGUGUUAAGUAUGUUAAUAGUGCCAUGUGUGGAAAUUCAUACAAGAGCUGCAUAAUUCAGUGGUCAUUAUGGCAAGUUCCAAAAUUAAAGGAACACUCCAAACACCUAAAGCGCUUUAGCUUGUUGAAAUAUUUUAGGGUUUUUACCUUCUCUUAUUUUAUAAGAGGUCAUGACUAGUGAUGAUCUCCUGAAGGCAGGGCUGAGCUGCAGUAAGAAGACAGUCUCUCCGCUAGAUAAAAAGUAAAUAACUUGUUUUUUUACACAAAUAGGGGUGUAUCCUAAAUCUAAAAUCAUAAAUAGAACCCUCUAAUGUUCCAAAUACAUUUCUUAAUGUUCCAAAUGUGUGCCUAAUUUGUUUGUUUUUCUCUUUUUUUCAGUUAUUGCAGAAACAACAAAAUCCUACAAGAAGAAAAAUGAGCUAAGACAGAAGAUUAUGGAUGCAGUUAAAGCAGUUGGAAACAAUCACACAGAUCGUGUGGUAAAGAAAAGGUACUUUGAUGUUAAGAGGCAACUAAAAAGAAAGCUAUCAAGGGCUCCUUUCCAAGCAAGAAGGAUUGGAAGUAGCCACCCAAACCAUGUGGAUUUGGCCAACGGGGAGUUGCUUGAAACCCUAGGUCUAGAAGCAAUAAUGCGUGUAAAAGGAAGUGUUGAUACUGACUUGCCUCUUGGUAAGUGUUUGUAAUGUGAUCUGUAAUGUUUUAUUUAUUAAUGUUUUACUAAUAUUGACCUGUAAAGCAUUCCAGCAAGUGACUAAGUGCAUGCAACUCUACUGAAGUUUAAAGAGGCUUUCUUAGUGAAAAUAUAUUUUUGAAAGCAGUACAGGUGCUCCUCGUUUUGUGACCUACCUGUUUUACGACGGCUUGCACUUGCAACCAACUCUCUCGCGGGGUGGUAAGUGCGAGCCGUCGUGGGAAUUAGAGGGAUUCCCUGCUCUGCUGUGUUCUUCUAUGUUCGGGAAAUUUCCCGAGCAUAGAUUAGAGGGAUUCCCUGCUCUUGUGCGUUUGUCUGUGUUUGGGGGAAAUGUCCCUGAACACAGACAUGCGCACCAGAGCAGCGAGUCCCUUAAAUCUAUGUUCGGGAAACUAGCUGGCUGGUUGAACUAGCCAUAUUUAUACUCCUUUUGUAGGGUGCACUUUCCCCAUUCUGAAUAUGCACAAAAUGAGGCAUGUAGGUUAUUAUUACAGGGACACUGUAGGCACCCAAUCCACUACAGCUCAUUGAAGUGGUCUGGGUGCUGUGUCCCUAUUGCACUUAGUGCUGUUUACAUUGUAGCUCUAAGUCUGCCCUCUGUGGCUAUCUACCAGAAAGCCACUGGGGGCGCUUCCGGAAUCCAAACAGACAUUUGGUCCGUUAUCUGACACUGGACGUCCUCACACUCUGCAUAAGGACUUCCAGUGUCAGAUUUUCCCCAUAGGAAAGCAUUGAGGGAGGGGGGACCUAUUAAAGCUUUAGUACCAGGAAAACGGAUUUGUUUUCCUGGCACUAUAGGAUCCCUUUAAUGUUUCUUUUUGAUAUGACGCUGGCAGACAAUGAUCUCCUGACUGCUAAUGGUUAUUUAGCAUAUCAGAAGAAUCCACUAUCUAAGAGGAGAUACAGGCAUAUGGUAGAUUAGCCAGUUAGUUUACAUUGAAGCUAGACUUAGAGGCUACUCAUGUGUAACAUUUCACACCUUGCAGGGGAGCUCUGGUUGGAAUCACAGCUACAAAAGUGGAAUUGAUGUUGUAAACCUUCUGACAUCUAUCACAUUCCUUUACAAUUAAAUAAACUCCUCUCAUGCUGAAGAUGACCAUACCACCUCUGCCAGGUAGCUGAUUCUUGUAUGCUCUACACAUAUUACAUUUAAUGGCGAUAUUCUGUAGUGCGACAAUGAAUUAUGCGCCCUGGUGUGACAUUUCCUGCUGAUACAGUAACCAGGAAAUGUAGUAAUUACAUAUUAUACUUGCUUUAUAUUAGCUUAUUACGGGUUAUACCAGGAAGCACUGAAUGAAGUAACACAUAUGUAACCCCUACAAAAAAUAUACAUAAUUUAUGACUAAACCAAAGUGCUCACAUUAUAUACGAUUUUACUUUGUGAAUAAUGGGUCGGUGUAGACUUGUAUGCAUUAUGUAGUGAAGGGUUAAGUAAUUUCAUUGUUUCUGUGAUUCUCCCAUUGCGUCUUAUUUUUUUUAUUAUGUUUAAUUGCAUUUAGCUUCACAAGGACCUAUAUCCCCUGUACACCUUACUAAGGAAGAGCCUAGGACUUCAGAGUCUCCACAGUUUCAAGCUCCCGAUCAAUUGUCAGGUCCUGUCAGGAGCAUUGGUGAGGAUCCUUUUCCAGUUUUCUCUUGCACUUUUUUUUAAAGUAAUCAAAAUACUGUUCCAGCAAUGGCCUGUGUUAACAUUCUUAUAAUCAAUCCUAAAUAAAAACUUACCUUGUAUGUGUUAUUAAAUUUUAUGUUACAAUCUAGCAGUGACUGCUAGCUAAAUGCUUCAUCCCUCAUAUCCUGGCAUAAUGCAAUAGGUGUUUCAAGUUUAAAGACUACACUGAGCUUAAGAAUAAACUGUUCUUCUGUGUUGUUGCAUGCAGUUAUGGUAUAAGAGCUAGCCUUCAGACAAGUUUGUAAGUUUCCCUUAAAGGACCACUAUAGUGUCACUAUAGUGUCAGGAAAACAAACUCCUGCUUUCUCUGAAACUGCUAUGUUUACAGCUGCAGGGUUAAAACCUGGGGGACCUGGCACCCAGACCACUUCAUUGAGCUGAAGUGGUCUGGGUGACUAUAGUGGCCUUUAACAUAAUAUUACAUCCCUGUUGUCUCUAUGCAUGUCUCAAAAAUCAUGAAGCUCUUAUUUUCUGCCAAUGAAAAUAAGAGCUUCAUGCUUUUAUAUAUGUAUCAAUUUUUGUAGGUUCUUCUCUAAUUAACAUGUACGUUAAUGACAUUGCCCACUUAUAUGAGAGAUCCUGUAAUGAGGCACAUAUGAAAAUAAAGGACCUGUGAGCCCGUGCACAGGUCCUACUGUACACACAUACAAAAAUAUCCAAACUACGGCUUUGCUAAUUUUGAUUUUCUUUAGAUUUUUAAAGGUUGUGUUUAUUUAAACACUUGUUCCAAAGAGUAACCCAACAUAAGGUAAAUAAAGUUUGUCCUUCAAAAUAUACAUUUUAUUAAUUAUUUGUUUUAUUAGAUUCUACGAGAUAUGUUUUCAAAUUGAGUCCAUGUUCAGAAACCCAUCAACUGGAAGAGGAUGAGGAACCUUCUGGGUCUUUGCAAACAAGUACGUGUUUUACUUCCCUCUACUUCUCUUCUAUAUUAUUCACUGCUGUAAUCAACGAUACAGCAUUUACUGUGAUGAAGACCAAGGAACUUUUACUUCUCUGGCAGUGACAGUCCUGUUUUAAGGGGACACUUUAGUCACCCAGGUCACUUCAUCUCAAUGUGCAGUGCAGUGUCCCUGUCUUUUUACGUUGUUUUACAUUACAUGAUUAACGCCACCUCUACUGGCUGUCAGUCUGGCAGCCACUAGAGGCGCUUCUGCGACACACAGCCCCAUAGAAAAGCAUUGAUUCAGUGCUUUCCUAUGGGGAAGUUUGAAUGCUCAUCAAGUAUUCAUGUUCUGAAGCAAAUACUUGUUUUCAGUACCAUACCUAACAAAGGCCUUUUCAAAUUAUUUAAUAUUUUUUGGAUGAACUUUUAAAAUAAUUUAAUAAUAUGAUUUUGUUUAUGUGCUGUUUGAUUUAUUGAAAUAUGUUUUUUUAUAGAUUUUUUAAUAUUUGGAUAAACUAGCUUUAAAAGCGUACCAAAAAAUAUUACAUAAUUUGAAAACCUUAUCCAAUCAAGGCAUAAAUGUUAAAGGGACACUGCAGAUGCCAGAACCACUGUUAACGAAUGGUAAAGCUCAAUGUAGUGGUUCUGGGGUAUGCAGCAUGUACCUACAGGAUCAGUAGUGUAAAUGUUGCCUUUUCAGAGAAAAGGCAAUGUUUACGCUGUUGCCUAGGUCUACCUCCAGUGGCUGUCAUAUGAAUAGCCACUAGAGACUAGAGGUACUUCUUGUACAUGGUCUUGCAAUUUUUUAAGGACUUCUGUUCAUUGUCUCCACACUUUGCAUUGAGACACUGAACAUUGCCAAUGGGGAUGUUGAUGGGCGCAGCCCUGCGAUUUGCCUUAGAUGUUCACUAGGCUCUAAAUGCUUUCCUUUGAAAGCACUUGAUUGGCUGACAUCUUUUCUCAGCCAAGAAAGUAGGACCAGCAGUGCAGAUAGCUACAAGAAGAGUAAAACUUAUGUUUUAUCCUUUUUGGGAAGAGGGGAAACCUAAAUAGGUAGCAGUACAUAUAGCAUAAAGAAUACAUGUUUGUAUUCCUAAUGCUAUAGUGUUCCUCUAUUACAAUAUAAAGCCAUGGACAAUAAUUUGGUAAUGUAAAUGUAGCCAUGGUCCUUUCACCUCACCCUUACAGUCAUAAUAUUUACUACAUGUAUGUAUGCAGUUAUAUUUUACAAAUUCGAAGUAGUCACGAAGUAGUCACGAUUUUCUCUUAUAUAUAAAUAAAAAAAGCAAAGUGAAUUUAAAAAAGUAGCAAGAAUUAAUAGAGGGACAAAAAUUUUUUCUUUUAUAAAACAAAACCUAUAUGGUAAAAUAACCAGUUUAAAUAUUGACUUAAUUUGCAUGUUGAAAAUGCCCACCUAUUGCAGACUAAAUUAGUUCUGCAGUCAAAACCUUUUUACGUAUUCAUUGCUACUUCUAUGCUUUGCAAGGGAAUGCACUGAUUUGCUGAAAUUGUUUAGCUGAUUACUGAUUCCUGCAGAUUCCUGCAGAGUUGAGCAACAUCUUUAGUUAUUGCAUGCAAAAAUUGAACUUUGGAGAUAAUAAUCAUUAUUAUGUUUCUCAAUGUGCAUUGUUAAUUAUUUAUCCGCACAAAUCAUUUCAACAACGAAAAAUGGCGGGUUUGGGGUAUGAGUUCAACUCUACUGUGGAUUUAUUCAGCUGCUUUGGAAAGAUGAAAAUGUGAAAAUAAUAUACUAUUAUUCGAUAUAUAUAUAUAUUUCAGCUAUGCUUUCGGGUGACCAAGAAGAGAUCAUAUCCAUCAUAGUGGGCUCAGAAGAAGUACCAUCCACAUCAGCGGGUAUUUGUCCACAAUCAUCUGCUGUUUCUUCUUCAUCAUCUCCUUCCUCGGGUCAUCUUGAUGCCUCUGUAGCUGCCCUUGUGGAUAAAACUACAGAACAACUUAAUAAGAUGUCAGAUUUGAUGUUGGCUCAAAGCCACACUUCAGCAUCCCAGCAUUCAGAGAUCUUAGAAGUCUUACAUGGUAUUCGUAAUGAUUUAAAUGAACUAAGACACCAAACUCAGAUAUCAAAUGAAGUACAAAAUCAGAAAAGACUAGAUAACCGGUUAUUCCGCAGUGAACUUUUGCAAUUGAAAAGAGAAAAAUUGGAUAUAUUAAGAAUGAAGUAUGACCUUGAACCUCCAAAUACAUCUAGACCACUCAAUGAACAACUUAAGGAAGAGACGUCAAGCAAUGAAGAGGAAUUUUCACCUCCUCAAAUGAAAAAAAUGUGUAAAGGAAAAGAAAGGUUCAUUUUGUUUCUCUGAAAAUCUGUUUUGCUUUUUUUGUACUAUUUUUUUUUUAGUUUAUUCCAAAAACCUCUGCUCAGAUGUAUCACCCUUCACCAAUUUUACUGUUUUCUUUGUUUUAACAAAAAUGUUAAAACAUUUUUUGUUUUUUUGAAAAAAAAGUUUUUUUAAAAAAUGUGAGUAGAGUUUUUGUUUAGUUAUGUGUUUUUUUGUAGGUAAACACAAUGUAACAUUCAGUAAUAUAAUUCAGAUGAAUUCCAUUUAAUUAAUGUAGUAUAUACAGAAGAGGCUAUAUAAAGAUUUAAGCAAUACUUUGCGAUGUACAGUAUAUAUUUUUGUUUUAUAUGUAAAUUCAUAAGAAUAAAUAGUACAAUAUAUAAUUAA
Pelobates cultripes (western spadefoot toad) is the source of this 8238-nucleotide messenger RNA. The record is from the annotation of a GenBank genome assembly. NCBI's taxonomy places the organism in Eukaryota, Metazoa, Chordata, Amphibia, Anura, Pelobatidae.